AUGGAAGAGGAGGCUAAGCAACUGGAGGAAUGGACGACAGAGAACAACAUGCUUCUUAAUGGGAAGAAGCGGAGUGAAGAUGAUGAUGAAGAGCAGGACCUGAACAAGACCCUGGGGGUGCAACUCUUCCAGCAGAUUCUCCACCCACCAGCCCGUGGACCCCCAGAGAAACACCGUGCCUACAACGAGGAAGACUUUGAGUACCACCGCCACUCCUCCCACCACAUCCACCACCCGCUGUCCAAACUACCCCCAGAAAGGAGGAAGAAGAGCAAGAAGAAGGAAGCGGGAUGGAGGAGAGGAUCCGGGACUGGCGGAGCACCCAACAUAGAGGAGAGCGAGGAAGAAGAGGAGGCAGACGAGCCCUACAGCCAGAACGAUGGAGAGGGGGGGCAGACCACCACACCCACACCUGAUACAGACACGGACACACACAACGAGGGUGUGCAGUUCUUCGUGUCUGAGGAUGACCCUGCCAGUGUCACUCCUGCCCCCACGCACAGCAAGGCUGGCAGUGCCACCCUUCCCAGACGCCUCACCAUCGUACCUGAGACUGCCCUGGGUACCAACCUGCCAGAGGAUGCCACACCCACGGAUGAGCCAGUGGGCUCAGUGUUGGCCCCCAACAAAGGGAGGAAUAGCCUAUCCUCCGGCCCCUCCCAGGAGUCCCACAACCCCUCCACACGGGGCUCCACGCCUCCCUCCUCCUCCACCUCCUCUUCCUCCUCCAGGACACCGCCCCCUGGCAGCCGCAGCUACGACCUGCAGGAGCGCCGGCGCUCGGGCAACAUGACGGGCGGGCAGCAGGAGCGCCACCAGCGCCAGGCCACCGACGACAGCGAGGCCCAGAUGCUGGGGUCCGCCGACCUGGAUGGCAUCAAGAGUCACAGGUUCGAGGAUGUGCCUGCGGUGCACCGUCACCUGGUCAGGAAGAGCAACAAGGGUCAGGUGGUGCACAUCAGCAAGGACCACAAGGAGCCUAGUGCCCACUGCUGCAAAUUGGACCGUACCCCACAUGAGGUGUUUGUGGAGCUGAACGAGUUGGUGAUGGAUAAGAACCAGGAGUUGCAGUGGCGGGAGACGGCCCGCUGGAUCAAAUUUGAGGAGGACGUGGAGGAGGAGACGGACCGCUGGGGCAAACCCCACGUUGCCUCGCUCUCCUUCCGUAGUCUUCUGGAGCUCCGCAAGACCAUCUCCCACGGUGCUGUGCUGCUGGACCUGAACCAGCACACCUUGCCUGGCAUUGCCCAUCAGGUGGUGGAGCAGAUGAUAAUCUCUGACCAGAUCAAAGUGGAGGACCGGGCCAAUGUCCUCAGAGCCCUACUACUCAAACACAGUCACCCGAGCGACGAGAAAGAACACAGCUCUUUCACGCAGAACAUCUCUGCCGCCAGCCUGGCCUCCCUGAUGGUGAACCACCACAGCAGCAGCAACCACAUAGGCCAAGCCGAGCCCUCUGUCACUGAACCCGUCAUGGGUGGAGGAGAGGCCGCCUGCAUCCUUCCAGACACCCGCAUUGACAUGGAGAAGAGCGAGAAAGACAAUCCUCCCAAAUUGGGCAUGCACAGGUCCAAGUCCAAACAUGAGCUCAAGUUGCUGGAGAAGAUUCCGGAAAAUGCAGAGGCCACCGUCGUCCUCGUAGGCACCGUGGCCUUCCUGGAGCAGCCAUCCAUGGCAUUUGUGCGUCUGCAGGAAGCUGUGCUGCUGGAGUCUGUGCUGGAGGUGCCCGUCCCUGUACGUUUCCUCUUCCUUCUAAUGGGCCCGCCCAUCGCUAACAUCGACUACCACCAGAUCGGCCGCUCCAUCUCCACACUUAUGUCUGACAAGCACUUCCACGAGGCGGCGUACCUGGCGGACGAGCGGCAGGACCUGCUGAACGCCAUCAACAGCUUUUUGGACUGUAGCAUUGUGCUGCCGCCGUCUGAGGUUGGCAGCGAUGAGCUGCUUCGCUCGGUGGCCCGCUUCCAGAGAGAGAUGCUCCACAAGAGAGAGGAGCAGCAGGGCAAGAAGCUCAAGGUCAAAGAACCCAAGAGCCCAAAGGAUAAAGCUCUGCAGGCGCCCUUCAAACCUGGGGAUGACCCUCUGCGCCGGUCGGGCCACCUGUUUGGGGGGCUGAUAAAUGACGCCGCACGGCGUUACCCCAAAUAUGCCAGUGACUUCCGUGACGCACUCAACCCCCAGUGCAUGGCUGCCAUCAUCUUCAUCUACUUCGCUGCUCUGUCGCCCGCUGUCACCUUUGGAGGACUGCUGGGUGAGAAAACGGGGGGGUUGAUUGGCGUGUCGGAGCUGAUCAUCGCCACGGCGAUGCAAGGGGUCAUCUUUUCCCUCCUGGGGGCACAGCCUCUGCUGGUGGUGGGCUUCUCUGGACCCCUCCUGGUUUUUGAGGAGGCCUUCUACUCGUUCUGCAAUGCCAACCACAUAGAGUACCUGACAGGCCGGGUGUGGAUUGGCUUCUGGCUGGUGCUCAUCGUGGUCAUCAUAGUGGCCUUUGAGGGCAGCUUCCUGGUCCGCUUCGUCUCGCGCUUUACCCAGGAGAUCUUCUCCUUCCUCAUCUCCCUCAUCUUCAUCUACGAGACCUUCUCGAAACUGGGCAAGAUCUUUCAAGAGCAUCCUCUCCAACGCUGUUACCUGGUCAACGACACAUGGACAUCAUCAUCAUGCAACAACACUGUGGUUGGCGUGCCUGGAAAGGUGGUGGGGGAGCCCAACACAGCCCUCCUGACGUUGGUCCUAAUGUCCGGAACGUUCUUCAUUGCGUUCUACCUGCGCAAGUUCAAGAACAGUGCCUUUUUCCCAGGCAAGCUCCGUAGGAUGAUUGGAGACUUCGGUGUUCCCAUCGCGAUUCUCAUCAUGGUGUUGGUGGACUACAGCAUAAAAGACACCUACACCCAGAAGCUAAGCGUGCCCACAGGCUUCUCGGUGACCAGUCCUGAAAAGCGGCGGUGGCUGAUCCCCCCGCUGGGCUCGGACGGACAGUUCCCUGUCUGGAUGAUGGCCACCAGCAUCUUACCUGCCCUGCUCGUCUUCAUCCUCAUCUUCAUGGAGACACAGAUCACCACGCUGAUAGUCAGUAAGAAGGAACGGAUGCUGUUGAAGGGCUCCGGCUUCCACUUGGACCUGCUCAUCAUCGUGGCCAUAGGUGGGGUUUCGGCCCUGUUCGGUCUGCCCUGGUUGGCCGCCGCCACCGUGCGUUCUGUUACUCACGCAAACGCCCUUACCGUCAUGAGCAAGGCGGUGGCCCCCGGCGACAAGCCCCGUAUCCAUGAAGUGAAAGAGCAGAGGGUGACGGGCUUCCUCGUAGCUCUGUUUGUCGGUUUGUCCAUUGUGAUCGGAGAUCUCCUGCGUCAGAUCCCCAUCGCUGUGCUCUUUGGGAUCUUCCUCUACAUGGGCGUCAUGUCCCUCAACGGUAUCCAGCUCACCGAGCGCAUGCUGCUGCUUUUUAUGCCUCCCAAGUAUCAUCCUGACCACACUUAUGUCCGCAAGGUGAGGACCCUGCGCAUGCAUCUGUUCACGGGGAUCCAGCUGGUGUGUCUGGCGGCGCUGUGGACAGUCAUGUCCACCGUGGCUUCGCUGGCCUUCCCCUUCGUCCUCAUCCUCACCGUGCCCAUCAAAUGGUUCCUAUUGCCCCACAUCUUCACCACGCGUGAGAUGCAGUGUUUGGAUGCAGAUGACGCAGAACCUAAGUUUGAUGAGAGGGAGGGACAGGAUGAGUACACAGAGAUGGUGCCAACGUGAUGGACGUUCUGCCAACCAAUAUACACCCUAGCCCUACAGUAUACUCCAGGAAGUUAUUCAAACCCACCAAAUCCUUUGUUUGUUCACCUGAUAUUUUAUAACGCACCACUGAUGGUUUGAAAUGUUUUACUCAUUUUAUAUUUAAUUGUCUUGAAAGCUUU
This is a messenger RNA of Salvelinus namaycush (lake trout), 3896 nucleotides long. Its product is annotated as anion exchange protein 2-like. The record is from RefSeq and is a predicted model, not a curated record. Lineage: Eukaryota; Metazoa; Chordata; Actinopteri; Salmoniformes; Salmonidae. Gene Ontology annotation, biological process: bicarbonate transport; transmembrane transport; regulation of intracellular pH. Gene Ontology annotation, cellular component: plasma membrane; apical plasma membrane; basolateral plasma membrane. Gene Ontology annotation, molecular function: solute:inorganic anion antiporter activity; monoatomic anion transmembrane transporter activity. Bases 1 to 3735 code for a protein of 1244 amino acids. The transcript has 22 exons.